UCGACGACGGUAAGCAAAAUGGAAGUGGUUGUGAUUGAAGAUAAGGCUCCGGAGAAGCCUUCUGUGCAGCCACGGAGGCGCGCCUUCAUGGAUGGGAGUACAUCCUCCAACAUUUCCGCUGAUGUGCCCAUUGUUCACGUGGAAAUGGCUGACAUUCACUCACGCAGACCCAUCCCAAUGCCAAGACGUGGUGCAGCAGCAGUGCAGGAAGUGAAGGUUGAGCAGGAAAUUGUGGAUGUUACCUCCUUGGAAUCCGAUGACACGGGCAAGGAGAUUUUCUUUGCUGAAAGUCGCAAGAAUACCAUCAUUCAACCAGAUGUUGAGUAUCCUCACACCAAGCUCGAAAGGAUUGCGAGUGAAUCCUCAACGAAGCACGACACCCCAAGAAAUGAAGAAAUGUCCAACAGGGAGUCUUCCAGCAAUCCUCCUUCAACGAUCUCCUCAUCGACUUAUGCGCGGGAUGAUGGGGAAUCAGAUGCGCUGCAGGAAGUUAGUGAAGCAGCAGCAGCACCUAGUUUGCCCUCAGUUGCAGCAAGUGAAAGUUCCACCACGAAGAAGCGCAAGAAGCGUACAAAGAAACGUGAUCGUUACACUGAACUUGAAGAUCAGUCGUCAAGUCCGCUAAAGAAGGGCUUCAGCUACGAAUACAUCGUUGGAAUCUACCUGCAUCACAUUGCAAAGCUCAAGAUUCCAAAACAGUUCAAAUCCUCCCAAGGUCCUAGGAUCAGAAUAUCCUGGUACGAUGUAGACAGUGAGCAGCUCCUGAAGAAAAGUGACCCAAAUCGCAAUGUAAGCCUCCACGGUGAGCAUAUGGACUACAUCCAGCCACUCCUAAGUCGUGAAAGUCGCAUCCAGAAUGGCCCAAGAACGAAAUACAUCUGCUGCGAAUGGGAGGAACUACUGAUCUUCAAUGAAGACAUUGAACGCAUGAAGAGUGGUCGUGUUGUUGUCUUCUUUGAGCUUCUCUGUGUCACUCAGGGGGGUCUUGAGGGCAUCUCCUGGGCCUUCCUGAAGCCCUACCUCGAAGAUACCUUCAGUAACAUUGAUAAACGCAGCGAACUGCAACUGUUCGAAUACUACAAGUCCCGGAAAGAAGUCUUCGGGAUCUUUGAACAAUGGAAGAAGCCACGUAGAAAGUUUCCAGCAACCAUCGUAAUCACCCUCAAGGGUGUUCGACCCCUUCCAAUAGAUCCCGAAGAUUCCCUUCGUCCCAUGAAUGUACUACAGAAGGAGAGACUUGUUGAAUUUACGGAAGCACCAGAUGGGAGUGAGGACGUGCCCACCACAGAUCCAGUUGCAGAAGUUAAAGAGAGCAGAAAGAAGUUUCCAGGGCAGCAGUCCAAGUGUCCCAAUCAGUUGGCAAAAAAAUUAAAAGGUGGCCCAAAAGGGAGCUUCGUGGCACGUUUUCAUCCCGAUGGUACACUCCUGAUUUAUUCUGCAGUUGAUUGUCAGCGAGCUGAUUUGAUUGUGACAUCGAUUCCAAAUUUGGAAACUCUUUCCUGCUUAGAAGGUCACACAGGAACAGUCUAUGAUCUGGAUUUUUACUCUAGAAGAGACAGGAAUAACAAUCAGGAUCCAUUCCCGGUUGUUUUUGCAUCUGCUUCAGCGGAUAGAACUGUUGCAAUUUGGAAUGUGAAGCAAGAUGGUUACAGUUCCAAGGCUUUACCUCAUCCGUCUUUCGUCUACUGCUGCCGUUUUAUAAGAGUCGACGGUGGGAAGGAAAUAAUCCUUUCGGGUGGACGGGAUUGCGUGAUUCGUCUGUGGGAUUUUGAAAGUCCCGACGAGUGCUCCUACUUUGAUGAACUAACAAACCAUGAAGGCUUUGUAACGUGCCUGUGUGUAGGGAAAGGCGGUGGAAUAUUCUUCAGUGGUGACAGUGAAGGAACAGUGUUUGAAUGGCAUUGGAAGAAAGAUUCAUUUGACGCAGUACGAUCACUGACGAUCAGUUCAGUUGAUCAGGAGAUGAUCUAUGGGUUGUCGCUGCAUACAAGGGGUGAGAAGAUCCUCGUUGGAACGUCCGCAAACACCAUUUACUGCGUUGAUAUGAAGUCUCGCGUUGUGCUGCGUUCAUACCAAAACUCCAAUCUUCAUGAAAGUCGAUCAGCUUUUAGAUUUAUCCUUACACCGUGUGGUAAUCUCCUCUUUGGCUGCUCAGAUCAGGUCAUUGCCUGCUGGAACACCGUAACUGGAGAUCAUGUGGACAUUGACUUUGAUCUACCAGCCCUCCCUUCUGAUUGCUUUAUUAGCAGCUUGGAUUUCUGCAUGAAUGACUCUCUCCUGAUCCUCGCUGUCUACGGCAGUGGUGGUGGGGUCUUUGCCUUUGACUACGCUGCCAAGGAGGAGAGCACAAAGGUGCCACUAAGGAGUCGCUUUAGGCAACUCGGAACGGAUCUUCGACGGAAGAUUGAGGUGAAGAAUAAAUUGACGGAGAUCAUCCGGAAGAUUGAUGAUGUCUUUGUGAUUCCCAAGAAUAUUGCCAGACUAUCGGAUGAUGACAAAUUGCUGGAGCGCAAACUUACGCGGAAUCGCGAAGAGAUCACUGAAUGGCUCAACAAUGUGGCAACGCAUUCAAUGAAGCUCCCAUCGAGCAUUUCCCACAGUUCAACGUACACCAUUCACAGGGAUUCAGAUGAGUCCUCAGAUGAGAGUGGGGCUACUUUCACAGUUGAUGCGCCCCCUCCGAAGCCACCACGCUCCAAAAUCCCCAUCAGAUGCAAAGAUAAACCCAAAGGGGACAAAAUGAACAAAGAAGCGAAUUUAACUUAUGAAAUUGCCCCAAAAUCUGAACCAGAAUCCGAUGAUACCACCAUCUCUGAGGAACUUCAGUAAAACAAAAACGUUUUUUAAUGCUUUUCUUUGGCUUAAUUAUUGAUAAUUUUAGUUUCUUUCAGAUUUUCUGCUUUUUUAGCUUCUUUUUCAGCGCAAAUUUCCGUUAAAAAACAAUAAAAAAUUUAAAUGGAAGAUUAAGAACAGUUUUAAUAAGCAAAAUGGCGGCGGCUUGGGUUUAAUUAAUCUGUAUUUGAUUAUUUUUCUUAAUUCAAAUUCAAUCUAAGAAAAUUUCUCAGUUUCUGACUAUGCUGAUUAUCUUCCAACUCUUAUUCUGUACUGAAAACUUGAUAAAAUUAAAGAAUUUCCUUAAAAAAAUAACAUUUUUUUUGCCUUUGACAAACAAAAUGGCGUCGUCUUGGAUUUGAAUAAUUUUUUUAAUGUUUCUUCAUUCAAAUUCAAUUAAAAAAAAUUUUUUGUUUACUUACUUCCUUUCAAUUCUUAUCCUGUUCUGAAAAUAAAAGAAUUUCGUUAAAUAAAAAAACAUUUUUUUUGUUUGAUAAACAAAAUGGCGCCGGCUUUAUUUUGAUUAAUCUUUAAUUUAUUUUUUCCUUAUUUCAAAUUCAAUCUUAGAACUUUUUUUAUUCGCUGCGGUUACUGACUACGUAACGUUGAAUACUUUCCAAUUCUUUUCUGUGUUAUAAAAGAAAGAAUUUUCUUAAAAAACAAUUUUUUCUGCCUUCAAUAAACUUUGUAAACAGUU
Molecule: messenger RNA, 3529 nt
Organism: Lutzomyia longipalpis
Lineage: Eukaryota; Metazoa; Arthropoda; Insecta; Diptera; Psychodidae
Product: jouberin-like
Exons: 5
Coding region: 19-2829 (936 amino acids)
Biological process (GO): motile cilium assembly
Cellular component (GO): ciliary basal body
Molecular function (GO): protein binding
Source: RefSeq, a predicted model, not a curated record